UUAAAACGCGCCGUCCUCCUCUCCCUCCGUCGCCUAUAGAAGACACUGUCCGCCGGAGGGGACCACCACGCCGCGGCAUCAUCGCUGCAUGGGCAUGCUCUGCGGGACGCGGCUGAUGUGAGACGGACAGGGGACACCCAUCCGAGUCACUCGGUGUCCGCGGAUGUGCGCGCUGAGGAGCUGCAGAAUUGGCGUGUAAAAGCUGGGCGGCGAUCGAUCCAGAAGCUACUCCUGUUUUUUGUCGUGCGCCGAGGAGCACAGGGGGGAAGGCGCCCAGCAUCCCUGCAUCUCUCCCUGCACGGAGCAGAGAGGACCUCCCUCCCUCCACACUAGAGCGCCUUGCAUCGGGUGUGGAAAACCCGCCGCUCGCUGUCGUCGUCCAACCGGGAUUAAAAAACAGGAAACACCCCGCCGACCCGCCCCCCCCGCCAGCCGUCACCAUGGGGAAACAGAACAGCAAGCUGAGGCCAGAGAUGCUGCAGGACCUGAGGGAGAACACCGAGUUCUCUGAUCACGAGCUGCAGGAGUGGUACAAGGGUUUCUUAAAGGACUGUCCAAGCGGGACGUUGAACGUGGAGGAGUUCAAGAAGAUCUACGCCAACUUCUUCCCCUACGGCGACGCGUCCAAGUUCGCCGAGCACGUCUUCCGAACGUUCGACACCAACGGCGACGGCACAAUAGAUUUCCGGGAGUUCAUCAUUGCCCUGAGCGUGACGUCUCGGGGCAAGCUGGAGCAGAAGCUGAAAUGGGCGUUCAGCAUGUACGACCUGGACGGCAACGGCUACAUCAGCCGCGACGAGAUGCUGGAGAUUGUACAGGCAAUCUACAAGAUGGUGUCCUCUGUCAUGAAGAUGCCAGAGGACGAGUCCACGCCCGAGAAGAGGACGGAUAAGAUCUUCAGACAAAUGGACCUCAAUAAUGACGGGAAGUUGUCCCUGGAGGAGUUCAUCAAAGGUGCCAAAAGCGACCCCUCCAUCGUUCGGCUACUCCAGUGCGACCCCAGCUCGGCCUCCCAGUUCUGAGCAGUAGCCUCCAUGUUGCUACUGCAGCGGCCACUGAAAUGCAUGAUGUUUUUUGUUUUUUUCUUAUAUCGCUCGUUUCGAUUCAUACUUAAACGUCGGCAAACGGUGGAAGGAUUUAAGUUCCGUGUUAUUGAUUUUUGUAUAUUUUCGACAUUUCAAAAGGACACGCGUAUUGAUGAGUUCUGCCUCUCUCUGGAACAUGAGAGGCGUCUCGUCCAGCACACACACAUUUGUGUAUAUCAUGUAUAUAUAUAUAUAUAUAUGACAUUAUAUGUGUGUAUCAUUGUGUACACACUCUGGUAUUUCCAAGGCAGUAUUAUGUAGCGUGACCCUAUGGGGUUGCAGUGGGCCACUUUGAUUUCAAUUAAUGCUUAUACAUUUUUAAUUUCAUUUAAUAGGAUUAUUAUAGUUAUUUAUUAUUGUGAUGAUUAUGUUCGUAGGAGUGAUAUUUACUUUUUUUUUUUCAUGCUUUGUUUUGUACGUUUUCUGCAUUAAUGUCAUGCUUUUGUGCGUUUUAACUUAGUUUACAGCGACGGAGGGAGACACAAUGUCAAGUUAGAUAUCAUGCGUUUGAUAUAAAAGCAUCAGUAGCACACUUUAUUUGUGACGCCACGUCCGACCGUGCGUGUGCAUGUCGAUGUAUGGAAUGCUCGAGGUUGAUUUGAACAGUAUUAUUAUUAUAUUGAUGAUCACGUACAGUACGCAGGUGUUAGUUGUUACCCAUCCGCACUGCAUGAACCCAUGAAAAAAUGGCGACUAAAGCAAAAGUAAUGCACGGUGGUCUCUUUUUGCAGCUUCAAUGAUUUGUCUUGGUCACUCACUAAGGGCUCGCUCAUCACUGGGAACUGGCUUUAACCACCUCCUGGAUGAACUGCUUACCAGGGCAGGGAAAUGAAGGGACAUGUUUCACAUGAUAAUUACAGUCCUGGGUUUAAAAAAAAAUUUUUUUUUAAGGAAAUAAGGGAGCUUGUUGUGUCGUAAUGGCUGCAGCUAAUUCAGUGUGGAAUAACUACUGUUGACCAUCCAUUUCCUACCGCUUGUCCCUUUGGGCAAAAUCAAGAAAAUGUUACAAUCAGGGCCACACAUGAAGUAAUGUUACAAAAAUUAAGUCGCAAUAUUACCAGAAAAAAAACAUUUAAAAUGUCUUUUUUAAGAUCAUUAAAUGCAUUUUAUCAAAACAGUCAAAAAAUUAUUCGAAACAAAGCGUAUUCUUACGAGAAAAAAAUAGUAAUAUUGAAAGGUAAAAAAGGUACAUGUAAGGGUAUUAAAUAGGAAUACUGAAUGCGUGAAAAUGUGCUUUUUUUUUUUUUUAAUGAAAAGAGGCAAAAUAUUACAAAAAAAUAAGUUGUAAUACUGACAGGAAGAGAAGGGGGACAUUUUUGAGAAUAAAGAGCACAUUUUAAAAAAUGUGGCAAUUAUGUUAACAGGGAAAAAAGUAAUUUCCUGAGAUGUUUCAUGAUGAAAAAAUAUAUCGCAUAGGUUUUAUUAGAAUAAAGAUGCAUUUUUUAUUU
This is a messenger RNA of Nerophis lumbriciformis (worm pipefish), 2533 nucleotides long. Its product is annotated as hippocalcin-like protein 1. The record is from RefSeq and is a predicted model, not a curated record. Gene Ontology annotation, molecular function: calcium ion binding. Lineage: Eukaryota; Metazoa; Chordata; Actinopteri; Syngnathiformes; Syngnathidae.